UUGAUAUAUUAAGGUACCGGGUCUAUAUAAUUACAUUCAUCAACCAGCAUGGGAAUAGAUGUGCGGCCUUCGAAGUCUGCACUGAUUGUUUCUCUCCCAAGAUAACUCCUCCUGCAUGGCAUGAACCAUCGAUUGAGCUUUUCUUCUCUGUAUCUGGGAUUGGACAACGGGUGGCCGAUGGUAGGGAUUCUCCGCAUGCUCUCUCCAUCAAAAGAGUCAUGAAUAUCCGUUAAGCGGCGCGCCAAAGGCGCAUGUCAAAGAGACAAAUGGCAGGACCAAGUGCAAAUGAUGGUUUGUGCUUGAUGGAUCCUAUGGUCACAGCGAGAGUGCUUAACCACAAUAGCUUUUGGCUCUGGGCUCUGGUCCCCUAGUGCCCUUUCAGAUUUUUACAAACCUACCUGGGUACCUUUCUCUUUUGGUUUUUACUUUUGUCGAUUUUGGUCUCUGAUGUUGUAACACACAUCUUUACUUGACGUAUUGAUGAUAUGGCACAUGCAUCUUACUAUCGUUUGAACGUUUACACUCUAUUGACUACUAGUUAGAGUAGUAUUUCUCACAUCACACUUCACAAUCUUUUCUUCUUUCUUUGAUCUACAUUAUAUUUUUCCUUCCUUCCAAUUCCUUUCCAUAUCGAGUCUCUAUUGCGCCUGGAGUCACAAAUAGGCAAUAUGCAACAACCUCCCGCGUGGGUAAUAGCCUCAUGGCCUACACCGAAUUAUAUCGAUCCGGAAACACAUGGGUAUGGGAAUGUUAUACUGAAUAUCGUACUAUACAUAAUUUUAUGUUGCUUCAUAGCACUGAGGAUAUGGACGAGGACGAGGUUGAGAGCCUCGUUUGGGGCGGAUGACAUAAUGAUUUUGUUUGCUAUGGUUGGUUUGCCUAUUGUCUUGGCUAAGCCUGGAUCCCAAGAGGAGGUGAAUUCAAUAUAAAUGAAUGGAAGGCUAAUGAGAUUGGGGAUGUAGAUACCCACCACUGGGUUUUUUGUCCUGAGUCUGCUGGCAGAUCUCAAAUUUAUGUGGACUAGACAUCAAGUACGGGUCUUCCCUCACAAUACAAACCCCUCUGUUCAUCACUAACAAAAUAUCUAGUACGAUAUCCCCAGCAGCCAUGUUGAAUUCGGACUCAAAAUGGUCAUGUUAAUAGAGAUCAUGUUUGCAUCCGCAUGCACCCUCACCAAACUAUCCAUGUUAAUGCUUGUUCGUCGCAUGUUAACCAGUGCUUCGAUGUUUUGGAGAAGGGUUACUUUGGGUGCUAUUUGUGUAGUAGGCUUACAAGGAGGCUUGUUUUGUAUCGUGUUGGUGUUCCAAUGUAGGUUAGUUAUUAAACAAUCUUUCCCGUUAAGUUUGAUAUGAUGAGAAGAGCUGGGAAACUGUGGUCAAUAUAGAAUGAUAUACUAACAGUCCCAUAGACCCCCACAGGAUUACUGGAAAGUGACUAAAGAUCCUCAACCAAACUGUAUAGAUCAGUCUUCAACACUCCUACUGGCUGGAAUCGUCAAUACCCUUACCGACUUCCUUGUCGUUCUUCUUCCUAUCCGUACUGUAGUUAGUCUUCUCUAGCUCCUCUCAUACAUAUAUCCAAGUUCUAACGGUUUUAAUCAAGUACUCAACCAAUCUUCCCCGCCGCCAGAGCCUCAUCGUAUCCUUCCUCUUCACUCUUGGCUUCCUCUCCUGUUUCGCAGGUAUCAUCCGCACUUACUACAUGUAUAAAGUUACAAAAGUAUGGGACCAAGUAUGGGCUUCAUACCCCGUAUGGGUUACCGCAGCCGUGGAGUUGUAUAUUGGAAUUGUAAAUCUCCACCCACCAUCUCACCCCAUCUCACCUCCUCUCACCUUUUCUCCAAAUUUUAACAUGUGCUCUCACUAGAUCUGCACCUCAAUCCCCGCCACCAAAGCCUUCUUCGUAACCUACAUCCCCAAACUCUUCAGCUCGCAUCCAUCAUGCAGCUCUGGCGCCUCCCACUCCCCGAGAACCUACACUCCCAGAUACAAUUCCAAAGGUGAGAACCUCGCAAGCCCCCGUUUCGGCAUCACCUCCACAUCCAAGUCGCCGAAAGUCCUCCACAGCCAAAAUUCAAAAACGCCUCUGAGCACCGAUAAUUCCCUCUACGAUCGUACAAUCGGCACGAGUAUCUUCGAACUAUCGAGUUUCACUAGCACAACGAGUAGUAAUCGCGCAAAGGGCACCAUGGAUGAGGAAUUGGGAAACGCGCCCUUCGCAGUUUUGGAAGAGGAUGAAAAUGAUACCGCCAAUAGCAAUAGCAAUAUGCAUACCAAUAAUCCCACCCUAAGCCGAGGAAUAAUUGGAUCACUACGACGGAAUCGAGAACGAGGAAGAGAAAGAGAAAAUCCAAAUCAAAACUCAAAUCCCCACGCACCAAAUACUCAGGAAUCUAGACGACAGAAAGAAAAAGAAAAAGAAGGAGGAUGGGAUUUCCACAUCGAUGUAGUACGAACCGUAGAAGUUGAAGAGGAACACAUUGAUGAUGAGAAAAGAAUAUAAUUUUAUUAAUAUAUUACGUAUGAACUGGCUAGCCGUUUGGAUAUUUCGAGGUUUUUAUUUUCGCUUUCGCUUUCGCUUUCGCUUU
This is a messenger RNA of Sclerotinia trifoliorum, 2587 nucleotides long. Lineage: Eukaryota; Fungi; Ascomycota; Leotiomycetes; Helotiales; Sclerotiniaceae. The record is from the annotation of a GenBank genome assembly.